Messenger RNA from Quercus lobata, 429 nucleotides. RefSeq lists its product as uncharacterized. Lineage: Eukaryota; Viridiplantae; Streptophyta; Magnoliopsida; Fagales; Fagaceae. The record is from RefSeq and is a predicted model, not a curated record. The transcript has a single exon. Bases 1 to 429 code for a protein of 142 amino acids.
AUGGGCAUCUGUGCAUCUUCUCAAUACACAGGCCAAGGUGGGAUAGCCCUUAAAUGGCCAUCCACAGUCAAGAUAAUUCACUUGGAUGGAACACUCCAGGAGUUGAAGCACUCAAUCAAAGCCGAACAAAUCCUCUCCCAGAACCUUGGCUGCUUCCUCUGCAGCUCAGAAUCCAUGUACAUCAACUCCCACAUCCCCUUCAUCCCCCAAAACGAAGAGCUAAAGCUGGGUCAAAUCUAUUUCCUCAUGCCACUCUCUAAAUCCCAUCAAACACUUUCUCUCCAAGACUUGUGUACACUAGCCAUCAAGGCUCAUGCUGCUCUUACUCAUUCAGAACCAUCAACUACAAGAACCUCAAAAUUGUCAAAUAAUUUUUGUACAACUCCGGCUGGGGUUAACAUCGUUGGAUUGAGUUCUACGCUGAGAUGA